AUGAAUCCAAAGUCUGCUCUGCAUUGGCCUUUGAUCGUUGCCCUGGCGGCGUGUCUUCAGCUAGGCGUUAAUAGCGUGCCCAUAGAAGAGAAACCCGAGACGCGAUCGCUAUUUUUCCUGUUAGGAUCUUCGAAAGUUAAUGUCAACGUUGGAAACAAUGGGUCAUCAGAGUUGGCUCUUCGACAAGCACUUGAGGAUUACCCACCAAUUCAAGACCCAAUUUUCCUGGCUGAUGCGUUACAAAAUGCAGCUCAACUCCAGGAAGCUUUGAUACGUCAACAGUUUUUGCAAAGCUUUGUCCAGUCACUUUUGGCCAACAAUGCGCCCAACACUAUGGCAACAAUAUUACCAGAUGGUCCCAUAGACUUGGAUGGACAGACGGAUGAAACCGAUGAACUAGACUCCGAGGCCAUAGAUGAGAAUGAUGGCGAAUACGAUUACAUAGAUUUUAACAAGGGAUCACGCAUCAAAUACGAUUUGGAUAACAAUCGGCAACCAGUUGAUUAUUUUCGAAACCCCAACAAAAUUUUAAGGGUUCGACCAGCUCCACAGAUUGUCGGCGUCUUUAAUACACAGCAAACUGGUUAUCUAAUUCCAUCUUGA
Messenger RNA from Drosophila sulfurigaster albostrigata, 603 nucleotides. RefSeq lists its product as uncharacterized. The coding region runs from base 1 to 603 and encodes 200 amino acids. The record is from RefSeq and is a predicted model, not a curated record. Lineage: Eukaryota; Metazoa; Arthropoda; Insecta; Diptera; Drosophilidae. The transcript has a single exon.